This is a messenger RNA of Salpingoeca rosetta, 1137 nucleotides long. RefSeq lists its product as uncharacterized. The transcript has a single exon. The record is from RefSeq and is a predicted model, not a curated record. NCBI's taxonomy places the organism in Eukaryota, Choanoflagellata, Craspedida, Salpingoecidae. Bases 1 to 1137 code for a protein of 378 amino acids.
AUGGAUCCGGAGCGCCAGGGUGGAGGCGACGAUGCUGUGGCAGACUUUGCCUUCACGAUGAGCUCCAGCGGCCCGUCCGCUCCACACUAUGCGCGCGGUGACGCCCAGAGCACGUUCUUCCCGCCUGUCCAGGAACAACACCCGCCAUCGCAGAGCAAGCCAUGGCCAUAUGUGAUGAUGCCGACUUACAGCAUGCCCAGCUGCGAUCCCCAGCCGGGCGCCUGCAGCAACAGCAACAGCAGAAACAGCACGAGCAACUGCAGCAGCACAUGCGCGGGUACGGAGUACGCGGAUGGCCAAGAACCCACGCCAACACCGCUGUGCUUUGCACACGGCGCGCCGCAAGACGUGAUGGAAUCGCUCAUCGACUCGACCGUCGACUUUUCCGGGUUUGCCCUCACACAUCACGGGCAACUACAGCAACGCCAACACCAACAACAACAACAACUCCAACAACUACAGCAACGCCAACACCAACACCAACAACUCCAACACCAACGCCACCAACAACUCCAACACCAACACCAAGAACAACAGCAACACCACCAGCAACAACAACACCACCAGCACCACCAACAGGGAAGCUUCGCGCCGUGGCAAGUGCAGCAGGCCCACCACCACUACAACCUUCACGCUCAGGUGCAACAUGCAUCAAUGGAAGACGCAGGCGAAACGUUACACGCCCAACUGCAGCACCUCUCGCUCUCACACCAAACUGGGCCGAGCACCAGCAACUUUCUGCAGGCGACGGCCACAAACACACAAGAUGACGAAGAGGACACGCAGGAAACUGCGCUCGCUUACGAUGGCAUCGAACCUGCCUUUGCCAACCCGGCACAACAACCCCAGCAGUCUCAGCCAACACAACAACAAACACCACAGCAACAGCUGCAACAAUUUCAGCAGCAGUUACAACACCAUCAAGCACAACUGCAGCAACAGCAACAGCAGCAGGACGACGGUGUUGUCUGGGGUGACUGCAUGAUGAACUGUAGUGGUGGAGGUGGUGGUGGCGGCGAUGGCGAUGGAGAGGAUGGACGCGACGACGAGCGGGAACUCUCGUUUCUCCUGAACCAGGCGCAGCUUGCGCCCUCCACUUCGCCCCAUGACGGCUUUCAGAUGUCGUACAUUGCAUAG